UCUGAGUUUAAUUAUGUGUAGGGUAGAAUCUAAAACACAGGAGUCUUUGGGGAAAGAUAACCUUUUUUAGAAACUUAUUUCCUGUUUACAUUUCUUUUGAUAUAGAAAUUAGAAACUCAAAUACAGGGUUGUGCAAGACUAUAACCAAAAAAUAGCUAAGCCUACUGUAAUAGCAUUGCCACUUGUGCCAAACGCUAGUCUUUAAUAAGCACUUCAUUAACACUGACUGUGGAAGUGAAAAAGCUCACUUGAGAAAGGGAAGUACUGUGAGCCGUGAUGUUUUUCUUUUCAUGAAUGUCAACUACGUUGGUGCUUGGAAUUAAACUGCAUUCUGAUCCUAUCAAGCACUGCUUAAUUUGUUUCACAUGACAUCCUACUUCUUCUUCCAGAGACCAUAACAUGCAGUAAAUAUGGAAGACAGACUCAAACUGACACAAGAUCAUUCAGCUGGUGCUGCCAAUGAUACAGAAUCGCACCUUCAGGCCGCUAGAUCACCAGCAGGGAACAGUACAGCACCUAAAUGGACUAAUGGCCAGCGUGUGUUGGCUGUUCCCAGUUCCUCUGUGUUCAGCCCAAGGUUUGACCUUCCACUCUGUCGAGGUGUACUGGAGCAAGAGGGCUUUAAGAUCCCUACACAAGACUUUGAGGCACCUCUUCAGAUAGCUCUGGGCACUCCAUUUGUUCGCAGAUUCCUCUUUUUCAACUCCAACCUCUUCAACUUCAUCCUAGGCCCAGUGCUGUAUGUAGUGCUGUGGUGUGCUUUCUACUCUACUGUGCAUCUUUACCUGGUGGAGGCCACCACAGAUUUUUGGGUUCUUUGCCUCUGUGUCAGCCUGGCGUCCAUCAUCUUCACCACAGCCAUUCUCCUUAUUCUCCACCACAGCAGCAAAGAGAUCAACAUCAACACAGACAUCCGGCUGAUCCAGGUGAAUGAAAGGCUGAUUAGACACUCUCUGCUGAUAGGGGUGGCAGACUGGGUACAUCACUGUACAGGGACACUGCAGCUCUUCUGUGUCUACUGGGAUUUGACACCGUGCUUGGCCGGCCUCACUCAAGCCCUUGAGGAUACGAGUUUUGUCAGGAAUGAGCUGCAGAAAAAGCUAAAGAAAAGAAUGUCUAAGCUGACAUUGGUAAUAGAGGUCAUGCACUAUGACCCUGAUGCAAUAUCACUGGACCGUGAUGUUCCUGAAGAGGAGCGUCCAUUGUUGGAAGAGAAUGAAGACGGAAAUGCCAGUACCCUCUCUAAUCAGCGGGAGGAGACAAAACUCACAAAAAACCUCAGUCUUGUGCCAGACCCUAUCUUACCGGCACAGGCUAUAGCCCGGCAGCUCUUACUGACCUAUAGUUCCGUGUACAUCAGACUGUUGGUAUCUCACAGACUCCCCAGUGCCCCACAAGGACUAAUUAAUGGGAGAAGAUCUCACUGUACGACUGCUGCUCUGUGUCUUUGCCAGUACGUUAAUCUGAAAGUCUUACAUUAGAAGGGCAUUUCAGUCUCAUUCAUGCACAUAUUCUAUAUGUUCCAAUAGUGCUUUAUUGACUGACAGAUAAAUAGAGUUCAUAUUUAUUUGUAGCAGGCCAGCAUCAGUUGCGGUCAGUGAUCCACUAUGUAGUGUUAGACUAGGCAUGAAUGUCUCAUAAAGUUUUAGAAAUUAUUUUACUUGACAAUGUCAAGGUACUGAUGAGUAUAAUGUGAUGAAUGUGAUUUAAUGUCAUGAUUAAAGUUCAACUUUUCUUUAAAAAUAUAUACUUUGUCAGUUGCUUGUAUGCCAAAGAUGCAUGGAUUUAUGUGAAUGAGAAAAAAUGUCAGUUUUUAGCUGACAGAAAUAAAUGUGAAAUGACUUCU
Messenger RNA from Alosa sapidissima (American shad), 1846 nucleotides. RefSeq names its product transmembrane protein 268 (gene tmem268). The coding region runs from base 411 to 1481 and encodes 356 amino acids. The record is from RefSeq and is a predicted model, not a curated record. The transcript has 9 exons. Lineage: Eukaryota; Metazoa; Chordata; Actinopteri; Clupeiformes; Clupeidae.